Molecule: messenger RNA, 2256 nt
Organism: Astrephomene gubernaculifera
Lineage: Eukaryota; Viridiplantae; Chlorophyta; Chlorophyceae; Chlamydomonadales; Astrephomenaceae
Source: the annotation of a GenBank genome assembly
UGGUCUUGCUCCAGAGCUUAGCGCCUUUAACAAAGACGUCACCGCCCUAAGCCUAGGAGCUUAUGAUUUUGUUAACCUUUGUAGCGCAUAGCGCCUAGCUAUGCAUUCUUAGGUAGCCCUGCAGCUGUUGCUACCUUCAAGUGCGAAGCUUAAAUACCUGGUGGCCAGCAUUUAUCGUGAAGAUGCCUGUCGAAGUCGCUGGCACAAUCAGCACCUUCGGGCAUCAGCCUUUGUCUACCAAACCUACCGAGCCACGUACUAGGAUUGGUACAUCAUCUCGGACGGACAAGCUGACUGGUGGACAGUUCGUGUUGAAACUCCUUGGCGGCACAUCGAAAGGGGUAACAACUGAGGUUUCGAGCGGGUUCGGACUACAACCAAGCUCUCGAGCACAGUCAGCGCCAUCGUACCGAUUUGGCAGCCGCUUUAAGCUUGACCAUGAAGCUGGCGAGUCAAAGCAAGGGCUUGGGGAACACACACGCGCUGUACCACGCUACGGCAACCCUGGGCCGGGCGCCUACGCCGCACCACGGCUAGCGGCGGACUCUGUGGGGAAGCAAACUUUGUCCAUCAACCCAACGGCGCCUUACACGCGGGUGGGGACGGAGAUUAGGUUUGGGCAAUUCAAGGACAACUUCGCAACUCCGUCGCCCGGCGCAUGGAGGCCCACAUCCGGCUGGCUUGGCGACGCCCCCACGUACUCCUUCCACGGCCUGGGCCGCCGCGCAGACGUCGCGAAGGGCCUGCCGGGCAACCACUCGACAGCGCUCGAGGACCCGGGCCCAGGGACGUACGAGGCGCCAUCAUCGCUGUUUGCGCAAGCCUCCUCCCUGAAGCCCACGGCUGCACGCGCACGCGUGGGCACAGCCGACCGCGAGCACCAGCGUCGCGUGUUUGUGUCCAAGGGGCACGAGCGGGAGUCCAUCGGCGCGCACUCUCCCAGCCCUGCGGUUUACAGCCCUAACCAACUCGCCAGCUCGAAAGUGCGGGGCACGAGCAGCUGGAAGUUUGGCAGCGGUGACCGCUUCUCUGAGAUCAGGUCGUCUAACGGCAAGAACCUGAAGAUUCUGACGCCGGGCCCCGGCUCAUACGUGGUGUGAGCAGUCUAGGUGUGCUGCUGCAGGAGCAGGACAACACGCCCCGGAGGCCGGGUUGCUAGCGGCGGCAAGCUUCUGCUGACUGCUGAUUCGAAUUGCUAUGCCAGCUGGCCGGAUGUAAGUGUGUGUCUCAUACGCAGGGGGAGCACUCUUUGCAGGUUUGCACAGGGCUUUUGAGUGAGUCCGAAAUGUGUGAACCUAAUAUUGGGUUGUCUUUGCGGUAAUUUUUUUACCGCUGGCGUUCCUGCAACCGUGUCAUGUUAGUGUUGUUGAGCGCAUUCCAAUAAAGCCGGGUUUGUGACGCCGUCUGCGGGUUUGCGCUAAAGCCUAGUACAUGCAGUGGUUUACUGUGGUAGAGCCCAGACUCUGGAUAGCGCAUGGAGGGGCCUUGCAGGGCCAGUGCUAUCGGCUGGAAUCGUGGCAUGGAUGGUUUUGGAUUGGUAUGUGCCAUGAUGCCCCUUGAUAGCUUGUGAGACGAAAAAUGACGAAGACAGCUUUCAUGUGUGACGACGUGACAAAUGGUUCCUUUCUUACUAAUUGACGCUGAGUUGACGGAACGUGCCUUGGGUAAAGGGCACAUGUGUCGCUUGUAAUGAGGGGAGGCAUCGUAGGCUGCGCAAAUAGAGGAAACCCUCGUGUUUGUUGUUGCGGCCCUGACUACUGACUCCCAAAAAGCUUGGGGUUAAAGGCCAACAACGUUAGUGCCAUCCUAACUGGAAACAACCAGGAUCAGGUGCUUUCAGUACUGGAACCUAUGCACAACCUCAGCAAGAAAGCACGUUUUGGGUAUGGAAUCCCGUUGUCGUGUUCCUGAAUGUGCCUGACAUCAAGUGCUUGUGUGGAGGAUGGUUGCGGUAUUAAAGUCGUUUGUGUAGUGAUACAAUGAUUCCAUUGGCAGGUGUGUGGUAUUGCAUCUGUGUAGGGCAUGUUGAUUGUGUUAAAGGCCUUCCCGUGUGCCCUACCCAGGGGGCCUGGCAUCGCGCACGACGCAUGUACAACAGACGCUGAUAGGGCUCAUGUCGCCACUGAUACUCAGCCACCAUAUGUUCAAUACCGCCGCAGCCCGACUUUGACGUGUGAUGUGGCUUCCCUUUUUUGGUUUGUACACCCUAUGACCAUGACUGUAGGGGCACAGUGUACUGUAAACUGUUUUUGACAA